Dibothriocephalus latus is the source of this 1062-nucleotide messenger RNA. NCBI's taxonomy places the organism in Eukaryota, Metazoa, Platyhelminthes, Cestoda, Diphyllobothriidea, Diphyllobothriidae. The record is from the annotation of a GenBank genome assembly.
AUGAUCAGGCAUUUUUCCCGACAGAAGCUGGUGGAGGACAUUUCGGUGGACAGGCGCCUUUACCAGGUCGAACCUGAAGACGAUAAGGAAGAUGAAACAGGAAACGUGGUUAUGUUACAUUCCUGCAAACAUCCAGCUCUUCAGGACUACUGGCGUGUUGCCGGGGAAAAAACAGAUGGUUCAAUCAAAAAGACAACCCUUUGGACACCACGACACUGGCUCUGCAGUCCUUCCAAGCUAGGAAUGAGUCUUAUUGCUCCCGGAUUGCGCAGACGGAAACGGCACCCGGAGGAAGAUCAGCUGUUCGCCGACAACCGCCGUCUUUACCAUUACUUCCAGACCUCGGGGACAACCAGCACUCCUAGUACCACAAGUAGCUCCUCCAUAAACAGUGCAGAUGCUGCCAAUUCUAAUGCAGUGUUUGCUGAAACCUCCUCCUCGACCAGUACUACCACCACCACCACUACAACUACCACCAAGUCUCCGGAUGAAGAUUACCUCACGGGAACAGGAGAGGGUGAAGUUUCCGAUGAAGUGUCCUGGAACUUGGAAGCUCAAAACGCCUUCACUGACAUCAAAGUGCUUGAGCUGCCUGCCAGUCUAGGCUUUACGGAUCGUCUAGCUUCCCUCGAGGGGCUCAUGGGUGCUUGCUCCAUUGAAGUAGGUCCAGCCAAUGGGAGCCUAACGUCCAUGGCUGACUCCUCUGCCUCCUCUUCGUCGUCACUACGUCGCUGUGCUUCCCGUGAUUUUCUCUUCCCCAGUGUCGUCUCAACCUCCGUCGGCGUGGUGAUUGACUGGGACUCUAUUGAGGGCACUACUGCUGACGAGAUUUGGGACAUGUUUCAAAGACUCCUGGCCGACGAAACUCUCUUCCGACCAGUGAGAUUGUCAUCACUGCCGGCCAGCCUGAGAUCGUCGAGUUUAUGGCGUGAUGCAGAAGUGCAGAAACCCCGACUGCCAAUGGCGAGCUGGUAUUUGAAACGUGGCGGGGGUGCAGUCGCCAUACAGGCGUCACUUGUUCUACCCACACUGCUCUUACUCGUUUCACUGAUAGUACCCUGA